CUUUAUUGAAAAAUUCAACUCGAUCACAAUGUUGGACGACGAAGGUGACGAGGCUACGCCCCUGGUGGUGGAUAACGGGUCCGGGAUGUGUAAGGCGGGGUUCGCGGGGGACGACGCGCCCAGGACCGUGUUCCCGUCCAUAGUGGGCCGGCCUCGGCACCAGGGCGUCAUGGUCGGUAUGGGGCAGAAGGACGCUUAUGUUGGUGAUGAAGCACAAAGCAAAAGGGGGAUUCUUACCCUUAAAUACCCGAUCGAGCACGGCAUCGUCACCAACUGGGACGACAUGGAGAAGAUCUGGCACCACACCUUCUACAACGAGCUGCGUGUCGCUCCCGAGGAACACCCGACUCUACUCACAGAGGCUCCGCUUAACCCUAAGGCUAACAGAGAAAAAAUGACACAGAUAAUGUUCGAGCAGUUUAACACCCCGGCCAUGUACAUAGCUAUCCAGGCCGUUCUGUCCCUGUACGCGUCUGGCCGUACUACCGGCCUGGUACUGGACUCGGGGGACGGAGUAACACACGUGGUGCCGAUCUACGAAGGGUACGCCCUGCCACACGCCAUCCUGCGACUGGACCUAGCCGGCAGAGAGCUGUCCAACUACCUUGUGAGAGUCAUGUGCGACAGGGGCUACUCCUUUAUAACCACAGCUGAACGAGAAAUAGUCCGUGACAUCAAGGAAAAGUUGGCUUACGUCGCCCUUGACUUCGAGCAAGAGAUGUUGACGGCGGCUACCUCCACGUCACUUGAGAAAAGUUACGAGCUGCCCGACGGACAGGUCAUCACCAUUGGAAACGAGAGAUUCCGCUGUGCAGAAGCCCUCUUCCAACCGUCUUUUCUUGGCAUGGAAUCUGCCGGAAUCCACGAAACAGCCUACAACAGCAUCAUGAAGUGCGACAUCGACAUCCGUAAGGACCUGUACGCCAACACCGUGCUGUCCGGCGGUACUACCAUGUUCCCCGGUAUCGGUGACCGCAUGCAGAAAGAGAUCGUCGCCCUGGCUCCCAGCACCAUGAAGAUCAAGAUCAUCUGUCCUCCCGAGAGAAAAUACUCCGUGUGGAUCGGCGGGUCCAUCCUGUCUUCUCUGUCAACAUUCCAGACCAUGUGGAUCACAAAACAAGAGUACGACGAGUCUGGACCGGCCAUUGUCCAUCGCAAGUGUUUCUAGUACAUGUACCUAGUACCACAACAUGCCUAGUUCUCUGUGCCUAGAUAUGAUGAACCGUCAAGAAGUUGAACAUAUCAAAACUUCAGCGAUAUGUAGACGGAUAUAUUUGACACUGGAAUGAUCUUGUAUACAUCAAACUUCAAAGUUAUACUUAACAAGCACGUAAUAGCGUAAAUUUAAUGGCUACACAACGUUUAACUUGGUCUAGCUAUAGUUUCCUUGGAAAUUGCUCGACAUCUUUGCAAGGCGGGUCUCUUGUACCGAUUAGUUGUGCUGCACAUACCCGGUAUUUCUGCUAGGGGGUGCUCUUGUGUUACGCGUAUGAUAUUAACACAGAUUACAGGGAGGGAACAAUACAGAUUGUCUGCA
Molecule: messenger RNA, 1537 nt
Organism: Branchiostoma belcheri (Belcher's lancelet)
Lineage: Eukaryota; Metazoa; Chordata; Leptocardii; Amphioxiformes; Branchiostomatidae
Product: actin, muscle-like
Exons: 5
Coding region: 29-1168 (379 amino acids)
Source: RefSeq, a predicted model, not a curated record